Gadus morhua (Atlantic cod) is the source of this 6582-nucleotide messenger RNA. RefSeq names its product synaptopodin (gene synpo). The record is from RefSeq and is a predicted model, not a curated record. Gene Ontology annotation, biological process: positive regulation of actin filament bundle assembly. The transcript has 4 exons. Gene Ontology annotation, molecular function: actin binding. Bases 1372 to 4665 code for a protein of 1097 amino acids. NCBI's taxonomy places the organism in Eukaryota, Metazoa, Chordata, Actinopteri, Gadiformes, Gadidae. Gene Ontology annotation, cellular component: Z disc; nucleus; actin cytoskeleton.
AGAGAGACGGCGAGGGAGAGAGACAGAGCGAGAGGAAGAGGUUACCGGGAAAAAAAAGAAAGGAAAAAGGGGGAGGUGUGUGAAAGAGUCUGAGAGGGCUGAGGAAAGAAGGGGGCUGUGCGUGUUAACCGCAUCUCCCAGCAGCCAGAUCCACCGGAGCACAGGUGAGAGAGGCACAUGACGCGCCACCGCCUUCGCAUGUCCCGGGGAACGGAAUAACGGACGCCCGCGUCUCGCCGCGAAACCGCCUCGGCCGCCCGCACGAAACUUUGCAGCUGGAACUCCCCUGCACUCCAUUAUCUUUAUCUUUUUGGGGGUUGCUGUGGAUAUCAACAAAGGAUAUCAAGCUCUUACUGGAUUUCUCACUAUCACUCCCUCUUUCUUAUCAAGAUGACAACUUGAUCUCCAACCUGGCCUUAACACAUUAAUGUUUCCUCACCUGGAUUAAGAAACACGUACUCUUGACAGAUAGACCCUGAAGCACCAAAGGAACUUGUGAACCUGAUAUCAGUGCUGAGAUACUUGGUUCAUGAAUAAUAUUAAACUGAUAUCUAAGAAGCCUGUUCACUUUCCAAGUUAUAACCUUACCUGACUUGAAUAGGCUCUCAUAGAUAGUAUCCCACUUCCGUAGUUAAUGUUUAACUCUUUGUGCAUAACUCAGUUUUACCUUGAUAACAUAAAGCAUAUGAGUAAAAUGAGUGGGUAGGCCAUUUAGAUUAAUAAAACGACCAUGCUUCGAUGUCUGAAAUAGAAGAGGAACACAGGAACAUCUGUGCUCGGGAAACCACCGGGAGAGCGACAGACACAAGCAGAGAGAAUCCGAUGGUUUCUCUGGAUUUGUAGCAGAGCACAUCCCUGUUGUGAAAUUCUCUUGGCUCCCUUCCAUGGGAACUCUUCCAGAGUGCCUCGGAGCAGGCUCUCUCCUGGGAGGUCCUGUUAGAUUGUGAAUAAUACAGCGCAAACCCCAGACUAAGAGCGCACUUCUCUCAUCAACGUUGAGCUGGUUGGCUACAGAACAGCCGUCGCUGGGAUUACUGAUGAGAAGAGAUCCAUGACAGGACGAAGAAGAAGAAGCCACCCAGAGAUCUGACUCUGCUCCUCCCCCCCUUGUUGUGAUCGUGUUAUGUAGUGUUGUUGUUUUUUUCUGGUACUUUCCAUCUCAUUCACUGCUUGUUGUGGAAAGACCAAGAUCUUCCUGCUUCCACUUCAGGAUUUGCUAUUCUUGUGCUUUUACUGCUUGAGGAAAGGAAGUAGUGAAAAAGCUGCGAGGAGGCGAGAGGAUUGAACUGGCGGGGACUCAACUCACUGUGCCACCUUAGGCUGCGGUCGCUGCAGUGGUUUGGGAGGCAGCAGACCCCACUGCACUGCGAGAUGGAAAAGGGACAUGUGUCAAUCAGGAGAGGUGUGAGUUGGAGUCCAGCUGGGGGGAGGAAGUUCCAGACAACGCAGGACACCUCCAACAUCAGCAGCAAUGCACCAUGGGAGAAGUGCGGGUUCCAGGGAACACAAACCCUUUGCCCGGAGACAGAGCAGUCAUGCCGCAAAACGAAUCUAACCAGGAGCGCCAGUUUGUCAGAGAAGGAGCUCAAAGAGAACCGUGUCCGGAGUCAGAUCAUCGCCUCCCAGCUCACCCUGCCCACCAACUCCGGCUCCAGAGGGGUCCAGCUCUUCAACCGCCGCCGGCAGAGGGUCAACGCCUUCACACUGGAGAGCGGAGGGGAGGGUUCGGCCAAGGACACCGCGGAGAACGCCAACGCCCCCUCGUCGUGUGACAAACCAGGAUGGGCAGAAGGAGGCGGUAAGCAGAAGGACCGUGAGCUGAACAGCAGGAACAGCCGCGCCGCGGGGCCGCUCUGGUCCCCCACCGCCAGGACACACCAAGUCGGGGACAUCAUGGAGGAGCCGGCGGAGGCUGGGGGGCAGAUCCACGAGGCGGAGCGGAUGAAGAGCGGCGAGCGUCCCGAGGACAGACACUUUGUUCCGGUUAACGAGGGGGAGGUGUUGGAGGAGGGGGAGGAGGAGGUUGAGGAGGAGGAGGAGGAGGAGGUGAAGUGCAGCAGCGAGGAGGCACUAGACCGAGAGCUCGGGGAUCUGGAGGCGAGCGUCAAGGUCGAUUUCGCCCCCGCGAGUUGUACUACCUACCGAACCCAGGCCAGAGAGUACCCGGGCGGAGAGACACCGGAGCCCGCUCCUCCGGUGAACAGCUGCCACCGGACUCCCUCCGGCCCGGUCCCGUCCGCCAAGCAGCCCGCCGCCAUCGUCAACAGAACCGCCAGGCCUUUCUUCUCUCCGAUCACCGUACAGUCUCCUGAGGCCGUGCCAACGAGCCCCGCCAUGGGCGCCCCUCCCGCCCCUUCAUACGCCGCUCCACGACUGCCCACCUUCAAGGCCCCCCACCGAGCGGCCUUCUCACCCCCACCCACAGCCCCCCACCGAGCGGCCUUCUCACCCCCACCCACAGCCCCCCACCGAGCGGCCUUCUCGCCCCCACCCACAGCCCCCCACCGAGCGGCCUUCUCGCCCCCGCCUCCACCCCCCUCCUACCCGAUGCCCCCUCUGCCAGCCUUCACUAACCAGCCUCCACAGAUCUACUCCAGCCCGACGUGCAUGUCUCCCGUCAUGUCCCCGGCGGUGUCCCAGUACACGGCCACCGGUGCUUCCACCGCGCCUUAUCAGCCCGCUCCCAGCAUCCCGCCGGGGUCUUAUUAUGGGGGCCCGGCUGCAGUCCCCGGGGCCCACACAUACGCUCCUCAACCGAUCGAAGAGAGGACAACGAUGGUCAAAACGGGGAUCCUGGAGGAGAUGGCCGCCAAGAGGGCCACCGGCCGGAAGUCCAUGUUCACGUUCAAAGAGAAGGCCGUCGUCGCGCCGAACCCUGAGCUGCUCUCGCUGGUCCAGGGGGCCGACGAGAGGAAGAAGCACGGGCCCCGGGCCCCCGCGCCCGAGCCGGGCUCCGAGGAGGAGCUUCUCGCUCUGGGCGCGGAGGCGUCCAACUUCCUGGUCGAGAAGCAGGAGAGCUCCGAGGGAGCCGCCGCCCCAGAGUGGGCGUCGUGCCUGAAGAACUCCAGGACCCGCGAGAGGGAAGACCGCGGGCCGGAGCAGGCCCUCACCAACGCCUCGGGAAAGGGGGCGGAGCUUUUUGCCAAGCGCCAGUCCAGAAUGGAUAAGUUUGUUGUGGAGAAUCCGAGCGCCAAACCGGCGCGGUCCCCCUCUCCCACCAUCUCUCUGCCGCCAUCUUGGGUCUUCCCGUCAAAUAUGCCUGGCCGGGUCAAAGCCAUUGCCAAAAACUCUGAAAUGUCGACUCAGCUCACACAGACCCUGCAGGCCCAACAGCAAAUCAAAAGAAAGCCGAGUCAACCUGCAGCGGCUCCACCGCCGGUCCCAGAAAGCCCUCCACUGGAGAACGGCUGCACCAAGAUGGAGAUGGACCUCUCCAGGCAUCAGCCGUAUCAACUGAAGUCCUCCCUCUUCAUUCUCAACCCCACUAAGGACCCCCUUGGUUCCUUACCAAGAGGGGCACCGGCCGCGAGAGCCCCUGUUCCCAGCCAGCCCUUCUCGAGGCAGUCCUCCCUCCCCACCGGCUCCCCGGCCUUCUUCAGUAACCAGGCGACCCACAGCUCCCCCCACUGCAUGCCUCCACAGUCACCCCUCAGCCCGACGGGACGCAUGGAGUACCCCGCUCACUACGGCGCCGCCCCAGCCCACGGCCAGCCGAGGGUGAACUCUGCCAUGUCGACCGCCUCUCCGGAGCGUCCGUCUCCCUCGCGGUCAGGCGUUCAGGCACCAAGACCCAUGUUUUCCACCAGGAAGGCCGGGAUUGAACCCCAGACAAAGAAGCAAUCAUCUCCAGUCUUGGCGCCCAGCGCGACCCCUCCCCUGACCCGGGCGCCUGGCCUCUCCCGGCGCGUCAGCAGCCCAGAGAGCCCCGGCCUGGGUGUCUGGUCCCCGGGUCGCCCUGCCAACAAGCCCCCCCUCACGUCCCCCGUCUCCCCCCCUUGGGGCUCCCGGUGCCAGUCUCCAGCGAUCAACCAGAGUCCACAGCCUGCUGCCAACACCAGCGUGCCCUAUUCCAAGCCCCCCCCGACGUUGACAGCCUCCUCUCCCAUGUCGCCCCCCUGGGGCUCGCGCUGCGCGUCUCCCUUCACCCCCCAGACCACCCACCCGCCCUCCACCAGUAAGACUCAGCGUGCGUCCAGCGCCACCUCUCCCGUCUCCCUGUCCGGAGAGGGCCGCUGCAUGUCCCCCGUGGUGAGCAAUCUAGACUCUAAAGCCAACCAUCGCCUGCUGGCCAAGAACAUCAUCAACGCGGCCAAGCGCAAAAACAGCCCGUCCCCCGGAGCCCUCAGCGGGCACAGCCUGCCCAUCUCUCCCCUGGGCACGUCCCACCACGGAUACGACUGUGGCAAGCCGCCCGUCUGCCCCUUCGAUACGCGGUCCCUGGGGGCCCUGUCGCCCACCUUCAUCAGCCCGCCUCCCACCCCCAGCCAGAGGAUCUGCUCGCCGGUGCGGCUCUACAACAGCCGCUCGCUCACCGACUCGGACGCCUCGGUGGAGUCUGAGGACUCGGGCCUGAGGUCGCCCGGCUCGCGUACCUACAACACCUGUCCCCGUGGCUGGGGGGGUAGCCUGAGGGUGAAGAGGGGUAGCAUGUCCACCGACCUGUAGGGGAGGCCUGGGGCGACAGCAGCAGCAUGAAUUUUGUAUGGGGCCCUUCGCCCACAGGGCGGCAUGGGGGGGCGGGUUCCAACUAUCCUCGAACCGUUUUGAGACCAACACGACCAAAGAAGAAUGCUGAUGCAGUUUGAUAUGUCUAAUAUUUGGAACUGUUUCUAUUGCUUUAAAGGAGAUUAAGGGAGGCAACCGUUAUACUCAUCUGGUAAAGAAUAACACCUUAUGUAAUACUCAUGAACACAUACAACUCCCUCUCAGUUGUUGCAGAUGCGGAUCUAAUUAUGAGGGUAUCUAAAAAAUUAAACAUAAAGGUAAAAAUAAAACCAAAGAUAUUAUAACUCAUAUCAAGACAGUGUUAUAUAUUUUAUGUAUUAUAGCCUCUUGACUUAUGCAGUCAUUAUAUAAGAUAUAAUUAAUGCAUAUUCAUUAUUUUGAUAACUGUUUUAGGAAAAGAUCAUGAAUUGACAUGACGUUUGCUGGACAGCCACUAGUCUAAAUGGUUUGAGCUCAAUACAUUUAAAGGAUCUGAAGAAUGUAAGAAGUUAAGAAUGUGUAAAUAUGCUGCUUAUUGGACUGUAUUUUUUAUCAACUUUAAGUUGAGUACUGUAAAUCAAAAGAGAAUAUGGGGCCUUCUUUAUCCAAACAGAGUUAGGAUUCGGUUAACAUAUAAACAACAUUCCAUAGGCUUUAACACAAAGAUUUAUACAUCAUGCCAUCUUGGUACUAUCAUGAUAACAAAUGGCCAAAUUAUUCUGUAUACUUUCUUGUAUUUACAAAUACAAAAAAGAAAAUUCUUGUGUAUAAUUUCUGCUGUGCAAUAACGCAUCUACAGUGUGACAAGGUAUGUUUUAUGUUCUGUAUGUUGUGUGACGAAUGUAUAGCUGAACAGACGGAGAAUAAAGGGAGGACGUAAGGGGAAAUGAGAAUGACAGAUGGAAGAAUAGAAUGUUAUGCAGUUACUUGUUGGGGCAUUAUUGUCAAUGAAACACUGUUUCCAUAAUUCUGCAAAAAACCUGAAAAAUAUAUUGCUUGAAUUCCAAAAAGUGCUAAAUGAACCAAAUAUUGAUUCCAUUAUUGACAUUUGUUUGUAUACGUUUACCUUGGCAUAGAUUUUCGAAAGUUUACUAUAAAGUGUUGACAUUUGGCCAUAUGGAUGUUUAUGGUCUGCAAAGGAAACUGUUGGUAACUAUCAAAACAUGGUUAUGAUAGUUUUCCCAAAAUGCAGACGAGUUUGAGGCUUGGGUGUAGUCCAUUGAGACAGAAGGUUGGCAGAAGGUUGUGAGUAUAGAAGCAAAGGAUUCUGGGACGACGGUAUGUCUUUCACAUGCAUGCAUUGAUAUAGUGCACAUGCUCUUACUUUUUAAUCAAUUAUGUUUGAUUUGCACUUAUUCCAUCAUUUAAUUUCAAAGACAAAGGUUAGUCUUGUCAAAACCAUAUCAAAUAUGUGUUAUUCACAUUCAGGCAUCCGUAUAACGCACACAUGUUGAGGCACCAUGUCAUAGUUGGUUGCAACUUCCAGCAGAUCGCAGGUGACUGUUAAAGCAUAGUCACUUUGGCCAUUCCACCAUGCUUAACACAGGCACGGGCAAGCAAGCGCCAAUUCCCCUGUUCUCUGACACGUAAGCCAAAAGUAUCAGCAGCACAUUGCUAAAUAUUUACAUGCAUCACCAGAGUGACAGGGACACCUGCAGUGCUCACUUGCUCUCCCUGGUAGGAAUACAUAACCGUCAUGGAUGGUUUCCACCAGAGAAACUCACGGGCAUGCCUAGCACAAGUAACCAUUCUCUAGAAUGUUAUGACUUAUCCAUACAUGAUUGAAAUCGAAUAUGGGUGUAAUGAUCGUCAUUCAUGUUUCAGGUUAUGAACCUGGCGACCUAAGUGAGCACAUAAUAAAAACAAAUGAGGACACCA